This is a messenger RNA of Durusdinium trenchii, 2720 nucleotides long. NCBI's taxonomy places the organism in Eukaryota, Dinophyceae, Suessiales, Symbiodiniaceae. The record is from the annotation of a GenBank genome assembly.
AUCGUCAGUAUUCACAUAGAUGCUUCCCAUCCUCACAGCUUUGGUAUUUUUGCAGUCCAGAACAUCAGCGCUUGCGCUAUCGAUGCACAACUUGCACACAUUGGCAGGGAGACCUUUGCAGUGCUGCGGCAAAUUCCAUGCUGUGUGGAAACAAUUGUAUAUCAUGACUACUGUGACGUUGACGUUUUCAACGCGGUACAGUAUUUCGUUUCUGCUGGAGUCCUAGCUUUUCGCACCAGCAUCGGGAUGCGAAAUUGGGUGGCGCCUUGGUGUCGCGAUGGCCGUCCGGAAGGUGCAGCCAUGCGGGUUUUGCGCCACACCGACAAGUUUCACGAGAGAUUGGAAACACUCUACCAGUGGCUUGGAGCAGCGUGAAGCUAAUGUAAACCUUUCAAUAAGGCCUUUUUCUCCAAUACCCCUGCGCUGAUUUCGAAGCCGGAAAGCCCGUCAAAAGUCCUUGGUGCUCAGACCGGCGUUAUCCAUACAGAACAUAGUAAAUUAUUGCUUCCUUUCCCAAGUUCAUUGUCAUUCUGAAAGACGCGGCUAUUCCGGUUUGCGUGGCGACGGGUUCUAGUUUAACUUUGGGGGUGUGAGGGUAGCGCGCUGUCCACGCGAUGCUGUUUCCAUGUCCGCAACCGUCCGCAAUCUUUAGAAUGUGUCGACAACGCUGCGCCAUUGCGGGAAGUUUGGAGGAGAAAUAGCAUGGAAGUGUAACAUGUGGUGUCCCAUUGGGAUUUACCCUUCACGUUGUUGCCUCAACACUGUGUUUCGUGACAAGCCUCAGCCAAAAGCGCGAUUUCGGUUGACGCGAGCGUGCUCAGGAUGGUGCACGAAGAUGCGAUGUAGCAAAAAUGUAACGCCGUUUCGUGGCAGCUGCGCGGAUUGGAGUGUAAAGUUUUCUUUUUGUGGGAAGCAGCAGGCGCAGGGAAUCGUGAGGUUGUGACGUUUAACAGCUUGGCAGGGAUGCUUGACUCGCUUUGGGGGGUUGACGCUUCACUUUUGGAGAAAGUCUUGCACGAAACACUCGUUUCGAGACUUGACGCAUGACUUUUGGAGGAAGUCUUUGUGGAGACUUGACGCAUGAAUUCUCCGAGGGAGCGUGGGCUUUGGAGGGUACCAGAGUCGUACAAGAGCGCCCGUCCCACAAGAGCGGGUGCCCCACAAGAGUUUUCCACAAGAGCAUGCGCGAGCCUCGUCUGGCUUUCCCGACAAGAGUGCCCACAAGACUAUGCCACAAGACUAUGCCACAAGAAUGCCCUACAAGAGUGCUGCAGAAGAGUGCCCCACAAGAGCGUCGCGAAAGUGCCCCACAUGAGUUUCCCGGAGGGCCCUACAAGAGCCCCACAAGAGCAUACGCCACAAGAUCGCCCCACAAAAGCGUCAGACUCUUUGGCCGCUUGUUCUUGAACGCGUGUGUGCAUUUGGUUGGGCUCGUGGGCCUCUCUGUUUGGGAGCAACACCAAUAUGUUGUUGUGGCCAAAGCCAUCAGAGGCAUUUCUUGUCACCGACAAGCCUCGUCAAUGACUGGACACAGGCGACGCCUUGCCCAGAGACUGAACGGAACUACAUGGUUUCUUUUUACAACUCUCAACCAGCGCUUUCUCUUCACUUUGGCCUUCAGCCCUGCUGCUUCUUCACUCAGCUAUUUGACCCCGAUCCAACGGGCUCUUGCCAAGCCAGGCGCGUACCCAAAUCUCCGCUGCUGAUGCUCAAAGCAUGGACUGUGACCGAUGGAAGAUUGAGGAAGGUACUUGCACUCGGCAGUGCAAAUAUAGGGCGCAUUCCCAGCCCCAGGAAUUUGCUCUUAUUGGCGGUCCCAAUAUUGGAUGAGUCGGGGUGACUUCGGCCUUGACAAUCUGAUCAAACUUGAUAGAAUUUUGAGCUAAGGCCGCCGUUCAGUCAAAAGCCUGUUUCUUGUGCUUGUUGCUUUGUCGGAUGUCGGUUUAUUGAAGCCCACUCAUAGACAGCUUACGCUCAAGCAUUUGCCAACCGUUUGGGUUUUGAGAAACAGCACGCAAGCGGACUAAGAGGAAAAGGACACAUGAUUUUGAAAGGCCGGCGUCGCGAAUAUUUAAGUUUGGAAACAAAAACAAACCAACCCCGACGCAAAAUCGGCUUUGGGGCCCUGCUGGUAGCUUUGUCCUUGUCCCAUGCUUGGGCAGAGCUUGAUCGCGAUCUGCAAACAAUGUCUUUGCAAGUCGAAAGAUCGGGUGGCCAAAAACCUAUGGUGGCAGUCGGUUUCCGCUGGACCGACCAAUUAGGGAGCAUGCUUGACGACUUCCUGCACGUGGGCUCAUCAGCAAAGUGAAGCAACUGGUAGAUCACUGUUUCGGGCACUAAAGGACAAUUGAUAAACACGCGUGAUCUGGAACAUCCUAACCUCAGACACUUCGAGUAGGCAAUGUGAUAACAGCUCGGAUUCACGCAGACGCUGUAAAAAGUCUUGCGCUGCAAAAAGGGGGUGUGGUGUGUUUGAAAGAUCUUUUGCACAGCACGCCCACCGCGUGGCAUUGCCCAACUCAAGAGCUCCAGGCAGUUGCAAAGGCUUCUCGGUGAAGCUUGUUGCACGCGAUUGCUGGUAGCCAUUGUUAACCGGUUGCGGGAUCGCUGGUGGGUCAUGAAAGGUUUUUUUUCAUCAGUGGACAACAACAGUUUCAGGUGCAAUGGUGUCGAAAUACUCUUUGUCCCCGCGCAGCUGCAUUUUGCUUUCAUCCGAGAUG